UGGUGCACCGGCACGGGCAGCCGGGGCUCCGGGCGCUGCAGCGGCCCCCAGGCGGCACGGAGCCCCAAGCCCUGAGGCGGGGCGGGCGGGGAGCGGCCGGGCCAGCGGGGCCGGGAGGGGGCGAGGCGAGAGGCACCCCUCGGUCGCCUCCUCGCAGGGAUCUCGUGAGGGGACUCGGGACCCCCCGGGGAGAGGCCGCAGGUUUUCGAAAGAGCCGACUUCCCGGGGCAAGGUGGGGUCAGUCCUUGGGGACCGGGACGCGGCGGGGCGCUGGGACAAGGAAGGGCUGCCCCGUCCGCCCGACCCCCGCGCUCAGCGCCGCCCCCGCCCGCAGCGCCGCCGCGGGGCUGUGUCUGCCCCGCCCGUUGCAGGCCCGUCCCUGCUGGCGCUCGCCGGCCGGGCGCGAGGCGGAGCUGAGGAGCGCGACGCGUGCCGCGAAGUUGCCGGGAACGUGCCGACGAGGCGGCUGCGAGGACCGAUGGAUCCCGAGGGCGCGCAGGUGACAGAUCAGAUGCAAACAGAAUCUUUACCUCCAUGUCCCAACACGGUGUCACCGGUACGGUUAAAUAAUCUCAUCAGUUCUCCAAGGUUCGGAACAGUUACUCCAAAUCGUGUCUUUGUGGGAGGAAUUGAUUUUAAGACUAAUGAAAAUGACCUGAAGACAUUUUUUGCUCAGUAUGGCAGUGUGAGAGAAGUGAAGAUAAUAAAUGACAGAGCUGGAGUAUCAAAGGGGUAUGGCUUCGUCACUUUUGAAACCCAGGAAGAGGCACAGAAGAUUUUACAAGAUGCUAAAAAACUCAAUUAUAAGGAUAAGAAACUGAAUAUUGGUCCAGCAAUACGAAAACAACAACUACGAAGUCCUAAUACUCGUUCUGCUGUAACACCACAAGCUGGUACAAUGUACACAACUACUGCUGUAUCACCAGAAGCUGGUACAAUGUACUUAACUACAUCGAGUGGAUAUCCAUAUGUUUAUCAUAAUGGAGUGGCUUAUUUUCAUACAUCUGAAGUUUCUCCUGUUCAGCAGCCAUGGCCAUCGCGCUCAGUUUCCAGUUCCCCUGUGAUGGUGGCGCCUCCAGUUUAUCAGUCUCCUACGUAUCAUUAUCAGGCACCAACACAAUGUUUUUCAAGUCAGUGGCAAUGGUCUGUUCUACAGUCUCCUACCUCUUCACCUCCACUCUUAUAUCUGCAACCAUCUGAAGUCUUUUAUCAGCCAAUAGGAAUUACCCAGGAAGGUGGAUGUAUAUCUCCACCUCUGCUAAUGGAAGCUGCAGUUCCUGAGCUGUAUUCUGAUCAUGGAGUUCAAACACUACAUCACCAGCCUUAUGCCCAGAGUCACAUAGCCAUGCCUGCAGCUUCCUUCCUGUGUGGCUGAGAUCCAUCAUCAACAUACCAGCUAGCAGCUGCGAGUUGUGGAAAACUUGGGGCAUUGAAGUCACGUUCUGUGAGAAGAAAUUUUUCACAUCCUUCGUCUGUGAGUCUGAAACCUAGUAUGCAUGAAGUCAUCAUUUUCAUCCUAGCAAAGAUCACAGAAUGGAAGAGUGCAUUCUUAUACCAUUUUCUACA
Neopelma chrysocephalum (saffron-crested tyrant-manakin) is the source of this 1566-nucleotide messenger RNA. It is a transcript of the gene BOLL, whose product is annotated as boule homolog, RNA binding protein. The coding region runs from base 479 to 1375 and encodes 298 amino acids. NCBI's taxonomy places the organism in Eukaryota, Metazoa, Chordata, Aves, Passeriformes, Pipridae. The transcript is spliced from 12 exons. The record is from RefSeq and is a predicted model, not a curated record. Gene Ontology annotation, molecular function: RNA binding.